Cyclopterus lumpus (lumpfish) is the source of this 2449-nucleotide messenger RNA. Its product is annotated as rho GTPase-activating protein 44-like. NCBI's taxonomy places the organism in Eukaryota, Metazoa, Chordata, Actinopteri, Perciformes, Cyclopteridae. Gene Ontology annotation, cellular component: intracellular anatomical structure; cytoplasm; dendritic spine. Gene Ontology annotation, biological process: neurotransmitter receptor transport, endosome to postsynaptic membrane; modification of dendritic spine; positive regulation of GTPase activity. The transcript has 19 exons. Bases 254 to 2449 code for a protein of 731 amino acids. Gene Ontology annotation, molecular function: protein binding; GTPase activator activity. The record is from RefSeq and is a predicted model, not a curated record.
GGGAGCGAGGAGGAAUCGGUCCAGCAUCUCUCGGAGCGGCGGAGCGACGCGGAGGACGGACACGCACACACACGCGCGCACACACACAUCCGCUAAAAUGAGGGGAUUUUAACUCGAAACGCUGGAUUUUUAAAAAACGUGGAUUUUUGGGGUAAAGACUGACCCUCCUCGCCUGCCGUAGAUCCGACUUUAUUCUAUCAAUGAGAAAUGCGGAGUGGCUCAACCGCCCGGUGGUAACGCAGAAAAAGCCAAGAUGAAGAAGCAGUUCAACCGGAUGAGACAGCUCGCCAACCAAAGCGUGGGCAGGGCUGAAAAAACCGAAGUGUUAAGUGACGACCUACUACAGGUGGAGAAACGCCUGGAGCUGGUGAAGCAGGUCUCCCACAGCACGCACAAGAAGCUGACGGCCUGCCUGCAGGGCCAGCAGGGCGUGGACGUGGACAAGAAGUCGGUCCGGUCGCCCUCGAAGAAGCUUCCUCUCACAACACUAGCACAAUGUAUGGUGGAGGGGGCCGUGGUGCUCGGGGACGAGUCCCUACUCGGGAAGAUGCUGAAGCUGUGCGGCGACACGCAGGACAAACUGGCCCACGAGCUCAUGCUGUUCGAGCUCACCAUCGAGAGGGACGUGGUGGAGCCGCUGUACGACCUGGCGGAGGUGGAGAUCCCAAACAUCCAGAAACAGAGGAAGCAUCUAGCGAAGCUGGUGCUGGACAUGGACUCCGCCCGCACGCGGUUUUAUCAGUCCACCAAGUCUUCAGGACUCUCCGGCAACCUGCAGCCAUCCGGAGCCAAGGCCGACCACCACCGGGAGGAGAUGGAGGAGGCGGCCAACCGCAUGGAGAUCUGUAGAGACCAGUUAUCGGCAGACAUGUACAGUUUUGUGGCCAAAGAGAUCGACUACGCGAGCUACUUCCAGGCGCUGAUCGAGGUCCAGGCGGAAUACCACAGGAAGUCGUUGGAGCUGCUGCAGAGUGUGUUGCCCCAGAUCAAAGCUCACCAGGAGACCUGGGUGGAGAAGCCGUGCUACGGGAAGCCAUUAGAGGAGCACUUAGCGCUCAGUGGGAGAGAUAUUGCCUUCCCCAUCGAGGCCUGUGUCACCAUGCUGCUGGAGUGUGGCAUGCAGGAGGAGGGUUUGUUCAGAGUCGCUCCCUCGGCCUCCAAGCUGAAGAAGCUGAAGGCGUCUUUGGACUGCGGCGUGUUGGACGUUCAGGAGUACUCUGCAGACCCUCACGCCAUCGCAGGAGCUCUGAAGUCCUACCUGCGGGAGCUCCCCGAGCCGCUGAUGACGUACGAGCUCUACGACGACUGGAUCCAGGCCUCCAACAUUCUAGAUCAAGACAAGAGGCUGCAGGCUCUCCUGAACGCCUGUGAGAAACUCCCCUCGGCCAACAACAACAACUUCAAGUAUUUGAUCAAAUUCCUCUCCAAACUGACCGAAGACCAGGAUUCGAACAAGAUGACGCCCGGAAACAUCGCCAUCGUCCUGGGACCGAACCUGCUGUGGAUGCACAACGAAGGCGACAUCACGGAGAUGAUGACCACGGUUUCGCUGCAGAUCGUCGGCAUCAUCGAGCCCAUCAUCCAGCACGCCGACUGGUUCUACCCCGGAGAAAUCGAGUUCAACGUCACGGGGAACUACGGGAGCCCGGUGCACACCAACCACAACGCCAACUACAACUCCAUGCCGUCACCGGACAUGGAGCUGAUGGAGCGGAGGCAGAACGACCAGAGCCGGAGGCCGCUCAGCGUCGCCACGGACAACAUGAUGCUGGAGUUCUACAAGAAGGACGGCACGCUGAAGAACAAGGAGCUGUCUCCGGUGAUCGGACAGAAGGGACUCCAGGCGGCGAUGACCUCUGACCACAGCCCUCUCACCCUGAGGAGAGCGAAGAAGCUGGCCCCGAUCCCCCCCAAAGUCCCGUACUGCCAGUCGGGGGCCAUGUCCGACCAGUCGACGGGUCAGCCGUCUCCGGUCAGCCUGUCGCCCACUCCCCCCAGCACCCCGUCCCCGUACAGCUUCAGCUACCCGCAGGGCUACGCCACCAUCGGCUCCCCGGGGCAGAUCCAGAUGGCCGCCACCCCGUCCCUCUCCUCUCCGUCCUCGCUGGCGGGGACUCUGACCAAGACCCGGCCGACCCCCAAGCCGCCCCGGCAGAGGCCCAGCCUACCGCCCCCUCAGCCCCCCAGCACGCCCGGCACCAGCCCCCAGCCUCUGGACCACUCGACGGGCCUCCUGGACGGUUUGUCUCCCGGGGAGAGCAUGUCCACAGAUUCUCUCUGCAACUUCGACAUCCCCAUCAUCGACCUGGACCUGGACGGUAUUUUUGACCUGCCCCACAUCUCCACCUUCAGGAACUCAAUGGCGCCGUUUGAAUCCACCGACGGCCGAGCGGAGGAGGAGGAGGAGGAGGAGGAGGAAGAGGAAGAGUCCGACAGCACGGUGCUAUGA